Molecule: messenger RNA, 369 nt
Organism: Brettanomyces bruxellensis
Lineage: Eukaryota; Fungi; Ascomycota; Pichiomycetes; Pichiales; Pichiaceae
Exons: 1
Coding region: 1-369 (122 amino acids)
Biological process (GO): protein insertion into mitochondrial outer membrane; mitochondrial outer membrane translocase complex assembly
Cellular component (GO): mitochondrial outer membrane
Source: RefSeq, a predicted model, not a curated record
AUGAGCACUAACGACUCCAUAAUAAGUCAAGUCAAUAAUCUGGAAAGCCGGGCUAAUACUGCUGGCCACAAGAAAAGCACAGCAGACGAGACGGGAUCCGAGGUUCAGGGACACGCAAAAGAAGAUGAGGAGAUUUCCGAGAGUGAAGAAGAAGAGGAUGAUGAUGAUGAUGAUGAUGAUGAUGAUGAUGAUUCAAGUUACACUUACGAGUCAGAAAUAGUCGACUACAACUUGGAUAAGGAAUGGCAGGAUAUAGUAACGCAGUGUAACUCACUUGUUUUCCUUGUACUAAUACCUGUGGUUGGACGGAUGAUUGGACGACGGUUUGCCCACUACAUAUGGCAUAGAGUUGCAGACCGGAUAUUUUAG